AUAUAAUUUAGAAAUCUUGUUUUAUCUAUAAAGAGGCUUUGAAAAUGCAAUUUAAUUCCAUUCUUUCUACACAUUUAACAACAGAAUGGCGUGUACAAUAUAUGAAUUACGAAAAUCUCAAAACCAUGUUACUGACAGCUGUGGAUAAUUCACCCUCAAACCUAGCAUUUGAUUUACGUUCCAUACGAAAUUAUUAUGCAAAUUUCGAUGAAAAAUUUUUCCAACAAUGCGAACGAGAAUUAAAAAAAGUUAAUCGAUUUUUUGAGGAAAAACUAUCUGAAGCACAUCGUAAACAUGUAGCACUAGAAACCGAGCUCUACAUAUAUCUUGAUGAGGUUAAAGAGAAAGAAAAUAGUCAUCAUGGCAUAUUAACAAAAAAGAAAAUUAAAACUUUUAGAGAAAACUACAGCGAGUACUACUUGAGUUUAGUGUUGUUGCAAAAUUAUCAGAGUCUCAAUUAUACUUCCUUUCAAAAAAUACUCCAGAAACACGAUAAGCUUGUGAAGAUGGCGACUGGUGUGGACUGGCUACAUGAUAUAGUGGACUGUGCAUAUUUCCAUAUCGAUCGUGAACUUAUGAAUCUUCUGCGAGAUACAGAAGACAAGUUUACCUCAUAUUUUGAAAAUGGUGAUCGGACACGCGCACUCAAUCGCUUACGUAUAUCCUCAUUGAACAGUGACUAUAAACCGGGUAUGUUAUUUAGUUUGGGAAGUUUUACUGGAGUACUAAUAAUACUAAUUAUUUUUGCUGUAUAUACAUGUGCGAUAGUUUUUACAAAACAACUAACAAUUGGAAAUUAUACAACUCUUUUGCGUAUAUAUCGGGGUCCAUUUUUGUUCAUAUUAUUUCUAUUCUUUUGUGGUUUGAAUAUAAAAGAUUGGCGUAAAGCCGGCAUAAAUUAUAUGCUUAUAUUAAAUAUUGAUCCUUGUGAUCAUAUAACCUCCUUGCAUAUAAUGCAGUUAGCAAUGGCAUUUGCUGUGUUGUGGACCUUAAGUAUUUUGGGGUUUUUCUACUGUAACUUAGUAGAUGUACCGCGCUAUAUAUUUCCAUUGGCUUUAUUUUGGGCAAUGAUUGGUUAUCUCAUAAAUCCAUUGCCAAUAAUGAACUAUAAUGCACGCAUGUGGCUACUCAAAGUGAUGGGUCGUGUAAUAUCUGCUCCAUGUUUGGCUGUCAAUUUCGCAAAUUUUUGGUUGGCUGAACAACUUUUAUCGCUGGUUACUUGUUUAGUAGACUACGAAUAUAUCAUUUGCUUUUAUACUACCAAUUGGGAUUAUAGAAAUGCUUCGGUCAAUGAUGUCUGCAGUGAGAAUAUGAUUAUUAUUCCAAUAUUGCAAUGUCUACCUGCAUGGUUUUGUUUUGCUCAAUCUGCGCGUCGUUUUACCGAUAAACGUUCAGUAUUUCCAUUUCUAUGCAAUGCCGGAAAGUAUGCUACAACAUUUCCAGUUGUGAUUUUUGGCACCUUGUCGUCUUACUAUAAAGAUGUUUAUAGUAGUACUUUUCAAAAUCCAUUUGUUUGGGGUUACUUGAUAAGUUCUAUUAUUUCCACUGUGUAUUUUUAUGCAUGGGACGUCUUCAGAGAUUUUGGAGUCUUCAAAAAAUUUUCCGGAGAUAAUAUCUUUUUGCGUGAACAAGUCGUAUACGAACCGUGUUUCUACUAUUUUGCCAUGAUAGAAAAUCUACUAAUUCGUUUUUACUGGAUUUUUGCAUUUUACGUGGAGGAACAGAGAUAUAUAUCGAAGUAUUGUAUGACAACAAUUGGAGCAUGUUUGGAAAUAUUCAGACGUUAUAUAUGGAAUUACUUACGUUUAGAGAAUGAACAACUUUAUAAUUUGGGAAAAUUUCGAACUAUGCAAGAUAUCUCACUGUCACCCAUAUAUUCAAACGAUGAAGCUACGCUCCUACGUAUGAUGGAAGAAAUUGAUGGUGUGACCAAUCGUGAAGUGGAUGUGUAACAUGAUAUAUAUAUAUUUGUUUUUUACA
This is a messenger RNA of Teleopsis dalmanni, 1980 nucleotides long. RefSeq names its product xenotropic and polytropic retrovirus receptor 1-like. Lineage: Eukaryota; Metazoa; Arthropoda; Insecta; Diptera; Diopsidae. Gene Ontology annotation, cellular component: cytoplasm; plasma membrane; Golgi apparatus. Gene Ontology annotation, molecular function: inositol hexakisphosphate binding. The record is from RefSeq and is a predicted model, not a curated record. Bases 45 to 1952 code for a protein of 635 amino acids. Gene Ontology annotation, biological process: phosphate ion transport; cellular response to phosphate starvation. The transcript has 8 exons.